Messenger RNA from Homarus americanus (American lobster), 2921 nucleotides. Its product is annotated as metalloprotease TIKI1-like. Lineage: Eukaryota; Metazoa; Arthropoda; Malacostraca; Decapoda; Nephropidae. Gene Ontology annotation, biological process: negative regulation of Wnt signaling pathway. Gene Ontology annotation, molecular function: metalloendopeptidase activity. The record is from RefSeq and is a predicted model, not a curated record. Gene Ontology annotation, cellular component: membrane.
AUGGCCGUACAAAGCAUAGGCCACGUACACAAGCAGAGGCCACGUGCCAAGCAUAGGCCGUACACCAAGCAGAGGCCACGUGCAACAAGCAGGGCCACGUGCACCAAGCAGAGGCCACGUGCACCAAGCAGAGGCCACGUGCACCAAGCAGAGGCCACGUGCACCAAGCAGAGGCCACGUGCACCAAAGGGCAGCAAGGAAGGUUCGUUCUUGUGGAUGGUUAAGAGAGAUCCACCUUCCUAUUUCUUCGGGACCAUCCACGUGCCCUAUACCCAGUGUGGGAACAUAUCCAAUAACACCAAGCGCGCCUUCCGCCUCAGUGACAAUGUGUUCUUUGAGCUGGACCUGACGGAUCCCUACACGGUGUCGGCUCUCACCACCUGCCAGCUCCUCCCAAGGGGUAAAAACUUGUCGGACGUGUUGCCUGGAGAGCUGUACACGAGGCUAAAACGUCAUCUAGCUUACGUCAAGACCCAGAUGCCUCGCUGGAUCACCCCUGACCAGCAAGGAGGUCUCUAUGCUGACUAUCUCUUCAACGCUAUUACCGGUAACUGGGAGAGGAAGCGACCGGUGUGGGUGAUGCUGAUGGUCAACUCGCUGACGGAGAGUGACAUCAGGAGCCGCGGGGUGCCAGUACUCGACCUCUACCUCGCACAGGAGGCCGAGAGGCUCACCAAGCGUACAGGCGCCGUGGAGAGGGUGGAGGAACAGUGCGUGCCUCUCAAUGGCCUCAAUUUCUCUCAGGUGGUGUUCGCCCUCAACCACACAUUAUCCCAACAAGAGAUACUAAGGGCGGGGAUGGUCGCCUUUUACACCACCGAUCACCUCAUAACUCACUACAACUGUGGCGACCUUGAUGCUGUUAUAUUUUCCCAAGAUACCACCCAGGUUCCUCAUUUAGGCAACGCAUCACUCCCGCCGGUGGACGCUGCCACGGCCACCCACAUCGACGAGUACUUCAGAGAGGAACUCAUCUACAGGAGGAACAAGCGUAUGGGACGUCGUGUUGUGGAAAUCCUGAGAGCUAAUCCCGACCAGAGCUUCUUCUUCGCCUUCGGUGCAGGUCAUUUCUUGGGUAACCAUACGGUGCUGGACGUGGUGCGUGCUGCUGGGUUAGUUGUACAGCAUGUUGGGCCAGAGAUUAGAAUUAAGAGGCACAAGCGGAAGAGAGGGCACCGAGGAGGAAUCGUACCCGAGCCGUCAGUGUUGAAGGACUUCUUCACGUCCAGCACCCUAGAUGCUCAGCAGCAGCAUGACCCAGCUUUUGCCAAGUUCCUGUCAGAGCAGGCAGCGGGUGCAGGACACAGACACCGCGGGCUGCCUACCACCAGCCAACCCUCCAGGAAACAUGCCCAAUUCAAUGACCUCUGGGUGAGAAUAGACCCACAGCCGCCAGAACCAUACGACCAGCACGCGUCAGACUACCUGGAGGACACCACUAGCUUGUCUGUAGACCCGCGAGACGAGGAGCUGGUGAGGGAGUCACUGCGUGUGUGGUAUGGUCUGCCCGCCGCGGCCAGCUCUGCCAGCCAGCCGUCACACCUCCCCGCCACCCUACUGUUGCUGGGCCUACUACACUGUCUUCUCCACCCCUGGCCACGCCUACCUCACGUUCUUGGCUACACGACAAGGUGAUGCAGAGGAUGAACGACCCGAUUUUGUGUCAGCAGUCAUCACUGUUCACCAAACCUCUACAUUCAACAGACACCAAGUUGGCAGUGGUGAGACUGUUGUGAAGAAGACGUCAGUGUUGUAAAGAACUCUCCUAUGACCCCGAGGACAACAAUGAAAUCAGUCACAGACGGAAUAAUAGGCCCCUUUAAUAACUCUUGUCAAAGUAUAUACAAAUACUGUACUUAACCUCUUGAAAACACCAAUUAUUGUAGGUUUUCAAUAAUUUUAAUUGUGUUCAUAUUUACUGAACUCAUUAUAUUUUGUACCUAUGAUAGAUCUCAUUUCAAGUAUUAAAUAAACCACUCUUAAAUGAAAAACAGUUAAAAAUAUUUAAAGAUUUUAGAUUAUUUGUCAGCUAAUUAUUUAAAGUACAGUGCUCACAACCUGUGAAAACAAUAAUUCUCAGGCAACAGAACAACUUUCACUUGAGAUAUUUUAAUAGUGAAGGCAUAGAUACUCUCAGUUAUACUCACUGCAACAAUGCAUUAAGGGGGUGUCAGUACAGUAACUCAAUAUUUAAAACAUGUGAACCACAACAUUGGAUGAACUAUGACACACACACACACUAGCAAUACUUUAUGUGAGUACUAUACUGUACUAGCAGUGUUCAGUUGUGAACUUACAGUCCAGAGUACAGUACACUUGUCCAACACUACCUGCUAAGAUUAAAGUUUUAUGUAUAACCUCUGUUAUAAAAAUGUAAAUAUAUGUGGGAUAUAAGUGGUAAAUGUUGUAAAUAUUUAGUUCCUUCAAGUUGGAACAUUUAACAUAGGGUGUGUGAGUGUACUAUGUUAUAAACACACAAGUGGCCAUCCUGAAAGCUAAGUUGUCAGGGGAUGUGUAUGAUGUAAUUUCCUGAUCCGUCCUACUUAAAUGAAUCAAACAUUUUUCUAUUGGCCCAAAGCAUUUUUCGGUGUUUACUGUCCAGUUCUGCCAACGAACAUGUCCACAUAUUAGCUGCUAAAUGUAUUACAGUAGUGGUGUUUUGAAACUUGCUUUAAGGAACAUAAUCCUCACAUGUGGCAUAGAAGUCACUCAUGGCAGAAGCACAAGGAUUGUUCAUAUACUGUAUUAAGUAGCCUGCUCUACUUCAAGUGUUUGACCAAAGACUAAACCUUAACUGGAUGUUUAUAUAAAAAUUUAAGUCCAAAUGCUUGGCCCAUCUCAGUAAUGUAUAUCUAGAGACUUUAAAUAUUUAUCUUUUUCUCAUUUAAAAAGUAGAGACACUGCAGAAAUAUACUGUUGAU